UUUCUCAUUCCGACUCGUAGCGCGAUACGUGGUGGUAGGCGGUGUUGCAGUGGUUAUCUGUGUAUGGCGGUGCUUCUGUCAAAUGCGCUGUUUUGAUAAAACUGUACAAGUAACAAACUAUGAAACUCUUUGUGUAUGCUGUAGGAUGGUUUGUGUGGGAUUAACCUUUAGAAGUCCAUGGUGUCUUCAAUAGGCGAGCGCAAUGCUGAGGUUUGGCACCGGAGCCCGCGUCCAGAUGUCAGCACCUCUCGCCACACUCCAGGCGUGAGGCAUAUGGCCCAGCUAGCAGCAGUAUGGGCAACUCCACCUCACACGGUCUGCACAGGCGCACUGAGGAACACCAGUCUUGGACUAACUCAUACCCGCGGGAUCCACGCACUGCCCGGAGCGUGAAGGCGCCCCAGAAUAAGGUCCUCCCGGAGCGGAUUCCGGGGCAGCGACUCCGGGUCACUGACAAUGGGGCCAUCCUCCUGAACGGCGGCACAAUCAGCGGCCGGCGGCAGACCAUAUCGCUCGGGGAAAAUGCCACUAGGCAUGACCAGGGUCGGCCCGGUGAUGGGGGGCGUGUGUACCGAACUCGCAGCACGUCUACCCAUCAGCACCCGCGGCAGCCCCAUUCCGGCGGGAACGGCGAGGGUUUGGGCAAACGGUGUGGGAGCGAACCUGACCUGCGGCUCCCGCACUCGAACCACGUUAGCAGCCCCGCCAAGCAGCGCAUAUCCAGGUCCCGCAAGAAGUACAAAGCUCCAGCACCACCCCCAGAGUCGCAUGGUCAUGACAGCUCUUCACCAGAUUCCUCCCACUGGGACACACUAGAUCCACCUGCCAGGCGUGCCAGGUUAUUCAAGACUCGUGCUGAGACCAAGAAGACGGCUCAUGCAGCCAGUAGACGUACACUUGAACAGGAGCAUAUUGGCAAGACUGUGCCACCUCCAUCCAUCCAGCGGAGCCUGUCAUCCCCAGAGUUUCAGGCAGAGCUGCUUCAAGCUGCGCGCAGGCUCCGUUCAGGGCCCCCCGCAACAGUGCUCCGGGAAGCCCCUGUAGGGGAGGUGACAGUGAGGAGAGCAGGAUCAGGCAGAGAGUCCAUUGCAGAACGAGAACUAGCCUUGCCACUUCGGAGUGUGAACCCUGUCCCUCAGCUGCCACCACGCAAGAAGCCAGAACCCCCCAAAAAAUCUGGUGCACACUGGGAAAUCAUUCCUCCAGUGGCCACUUUGCAACAAGAGAGGCACCAUGGCGUGCCCGUCAAGACAUUCUAUUUUGGAAUGGAGCAGGGCGAAUGUGAGGCAGUGGACCGGUUUGCAGCUAGCUUGCGGGUGCCACAUGCACCUUGUAGCCUUUCCAGCGAGGAGCCUGAAGAAGAACACGUUGGCAGCAUUGCAUUGCAGCUAAGGCCAACACUGCCCAAGAAGCAACUUGAGAUACCUAGGUUCUCACCUACAGCAGCCUGGCGCCUGCUGGCCACACUGGAUGCACAUCAGCCUGGUGCCACAUCGCCAGCCCAGACAGAAGAAGGCUCCAUCCUGCUGGAGGAACGCAUCCAAAGGCUGUCCCGCCCUGUGGCACCACCCCCUCUGCAGCAGGUCCUGCAGCAACAGGCUCCAAGAAGUAGCCAUGACAAAUCUGGUGACUCUGGUAUUUCUGGAGAUGCAAGUCCAGUUGGGAUCCAUGAGGACCCUUCUGAAGCAGCAGCACCACUGUGUAGGAAGCCAAUGGUCCAGGCAGGGUCUGUGCGUCCACUUGUGAUGGCCUGGACCCCACAGCAGGACCUGGAAGAAGAUGAAGAGGAUUCCAGCUCUGAUGGGGGAGUGGAGGUUCCUCCUGCCACCAGCGCUGGGGCUGUGCAACCCAAGUUCUCCCCACGCUCUCACGUCUUCUCCCUCUCUCUGCCUCGCGAUGACAGGCUGUGUCUGUCUCUGUAUGCGGACAAUGCUGAUGUUAUUGGCUCCAAGAUGGUACCACUGCAGAUGCGAGACCAGCGGGAAGCACAGGCCUCCUUCAACAGCCUCACAAAGUUGCGUCGCUCAGUAUCUGGCAUCCUUGGGGCAGCGCUAGGUAGUGUCAGUGCAGGAAGUCCCACAAGGGGUGAACCUCUUGAUGAAAAUUGGCUUCUUAGCCGCAGUGUCCCCAACUCCCUGCACUUGGAAACCACCUGGGGAGCUCAAACCAGCAGCCCCUCAUCUCCUGACCAGGAUAUUCGUCCCUCCUUUUCGUAUCUUGCUUCAGGUGGCCAUGUUAUGUACCUUCCUGAGUAUCAAACCCAGUGCCAGACUUCUGCUGAAGACAUGUCAUUUGGCCGAGGGAGGUCCCACAGUGCAGGUGUAGCUGCUAGUAAUCUCCGAGCCUCGGUGCCACUUUCAAAGUCAUGUGACAACAUAUCAGCAGCAUCAGAAAUGCGUCAGCUGGGUAGGACUCCAUCCCCUGACAGGAGGAAUGUAGUGGAGGUACCUCAGACAACACCUGCGCCUGACAAAAGAGGCAAAGGCAGACGUUUUACUUUCCAGAGCACAGUGAGGCAAAUUGAACGCCGCAGAUUAGCCGAGAAACUUUCCAGGGAAGCAGAACUGAAAGAGAGGCAGCGUCUGGGAGAGUUAGAAGCAAUGCAGAGAGUGGAAGAAGAAUUCCAAAGGAAGCGAGCACGUGAAAAAGCCAGCAUCCGCCAACAACUUCGGCUGUUCAGCUUGGAUGAGAACAUGUACUCAUCACUGCCAUUAGGGUGGGGGGACACAAGGGCUGAUCCGGAUGGGGCUCCUUCAUCAACACCUUCCCCAGCAUCUGGGGCAUCAUCUGGACCAUCAGGGGCAGGCAAGGCACCGAGACAGACUGCUUCCACCCAAGUGCUAUCAGAGUUCCAUCAGCCUAGCAGAGAAUACAGAGAGUACAGGCAGUCCAGGUACCUGGACUCUGGGCCAGAAUCACUGAUGCCCCACAUAGAGCCAAAGCGCACCACUGUGCACCAUCCGCAGGUAGUGUACGACAUGCCGAAGAGCACCCAGGUGUAUGUGGCACCACGUCACCGUGGUGACACCGAGAUGUCCACCCCGCGUUCUUCGUCAUCAGACAACUACCGCAGGGACUUUGCCCUUGGUGCUCGACCAGGACGUUCCCUGGCUAGUUCUGAUUCAGAGCUGUCCCAACCUGCCACUCGGCCAGUCUCUCGACGUCAGCAUCGAAGCAGGUCGGCCAGUCCAGCUUCUGGUGACCAGAGCGCUUUCUCCAGUCCAGAAGAGGUUCCAAAAACUGAUAAGAUAGUAUCAUGCAGUGAAGACAGAACGAUGGAAUCUCAGCUGGCAAAGGCCUUUCCACCGAGUCACUUCAGCCUCACAGCCGUGAAGCCAUUCGUCCGGAAUAACAAGGGCUACCGACCCAUUGUGUUCAACCCUGGGGCUACCUCGUCCCACAAUGUUGCUCAAACUGUUAGCUAGAAUUAAGGACAAUCAGCAUAGUUUACUUUAAAAUAAUGGGCAAGUAUAGGUUAUUGUAUAGUGACAGUGUGUUCCAAAAGAAAUAUUCUUGUAUGUUGAGCCAUUCAGGUGCACCAGUAGUCAACAACAUUCUGAAUGAUUUUCUAUGUAUGAAGUUGCCAACAACUGAAAGUGAGAAAUCAGGAUUGUCUGUUGUUCACCAAUUAACUGCAGAUAUUCAGAUUAUGGAUUUCUGCCAUUAUAUAAAACACGCAGGGCUCCAGUGAAGCCAGAGCACAGCCCUGCCACUUCUUUUAAUAUUAAAUUCUUAUAGUUUUCAUACAGUUUAUUAUAAAUCACAUUACAUCAUAAAAUAAUAUCAAAUUACUCAGUACUGUGGCAUAUUUUGGCUCUCAAAGAAUAACAGUUACCCCUCAUAAUGGAUCUUUGAGACACCAAACAUGUUGGGGUAUGGCAUGAAUAAAUUUUAUGUUGCAACUUGAUGGUGUCUGCUACAUUUUAUUGGGCCAUAAUGCAUUGCAGUUUUACACAAAUCAAUGUGAAAAUUGUUAUAGCUUAAUUUUAUGUUAAUUUUUCUGUUUUUUUUUUUUUUGCAUCAUGUUGUGUUUAAAAUUCCAAGUACUAGGGCUGUUGACACAACAAAAUAAAUUAAAUUUUAAUAAAAUCUAUUAAAAUCAAAAUGUCGACGGUUUUAAUCAGUUUUAUUGUUUCAUUCGACCACUACAUAUUUCAGCCAUUUACUUGUUCUCUUUAAAUGUGUUUUGAAUAUAGCAAGUCAAAAAUCCAGUUUCUGUGAAAGAGUGGCCUGGCCCAGCAGGUAAAAUCCCAGUAUGGGGGCAUGGUAGUAAAUGUGUAAAUGUGUUAAGGAUCACCCUAGUUCAGAAGUCAUGCUGUACACCUCCUUAUCAUUAUAUCAUGGUUGCCUGUAUUUAUCAAUUUAUAUCUCAGAAAAUAUUGAUGUAUAUUGUUAAGAGUUAUUUUUGUAUUUAGAGCACUUGUACUAUUUGUGCUUAUAAUUGCAGGUGUAAAAUUGCUGCUAUGAGAAACAUCUGACUGUUUAUCAGAGCAUUUUAUGCAAUGUUCACUUUGUGCCAACGAACGUACUGGAGAGUCACGAGGUUGGGAUCACUGUGACACGUGGUCAUGGUUAAACAUCCAGGUCAUUAGGAAAACUUAAGAGAAAUAAGAGGUCCUCAAACUAUGAAGAUUUUGUCUUCUGAGA
This is a messenger RNA of Cryptotermes secundus, 4647 nucleotides long. RefSeq lists its product as uncharacterized. Bases 294 to 3425 code for a protein of 1043 amino acids. Lineage: Eukaryota; Metazoa; Arthropoda; Insecta; Blattodea; Kalotermitidae. The transcript has 12 exons. The record is from RefSeq and is a predicted model, not a curated record.